This is a messenger RNA of Gorilla gorilla gorilla (western lowland gorilla), 742 nucleotides long. It is a transcript of the gene KLRK1, whose product is annotated as killer cell lectin like receptor K1. Gene Ontology annotation, molecular function: signaling receptor activity. Gene Ontology annotation, biological process: positive regulation of natural killer cell mediated cytotoxicity. Gene Ontology annotation, cellular component: external side of plasma membrane. The record is from RefSeq and is a predicted model, not a curated record. NCBI's taxonomy places the organism in Eukaryota, Metazoa, Chordata, Mammalia, Primates, Hominidae. The transcript has 7 exons. Bases 62 to 712 code for a protein of 216 amino acids.
CCUUUGUGCAUUGAAGACUUUAGAUUCCUCUCUGCGGUAGACGUGCACUUAUAAUUAUUUGAUGGGGUGGAUUCGUGGUCGGAGGUCUCGACACAGCUGGGAGAUGAGUGAAUUUCAUAAUUAUAACUUGGAUCUGAAAAAGAGUGAUUUUUCAACACGAUGGCAAAAGCAAAGAUGUCCAGUAGUCAAAAGCAAAUGUAGAGAAAAUGCAUCUCCAUUUUUUUUCUGCUGCUUCAUCGCUGUAGCCAUGGGAAUCCGUUUCAUUAUUAUGGUAACGAUAUGGAGUGCUGUAUUCCUAAACUCAUUAUUCAACCAAGAAGUUCAAAUUCCCUUGACCGAAAGUUACUGUGGCCCGUGUCCUAAAAACUGGAUAUGUUAUAAAAAUAACUGCUACCAAUUUUUUAAUGAGAGUAAAAACUGGUAUGAGAGCCAGGCUUCUUGUAUGUCUCAAAAUGCCAGCCUUCUGAAAGUAUACAGCAAAGAGGACCAGGAUUUACUUAAACUGGUGAAGUCAUAUCACUGGAUGGGACUAGUACACAUUCCAACAAAUGGAUCUUGGCAGUGGGAAGAUGGCUCCAUUCUCUCACCCAACCUACUAACAAUAAUUGAAAUGCAGAAGGGAGACUGUGCACUCUAUGCCUCGAGCUUUAAAGGCUAUAUAGAAAACUGUUCAACUCCAAAUACAUACAUCUGCAUGCAAAGGACUGUGUAAAGAUGAUCAGCCAUGUCAAUAAAAGCCAGG